AUGGAUAAAUGGAAGCAAGGACAGAUGGAUAAAACUGACCUGAGCACCCCUACUGCUCCCUUUCUAAUACCAACAGUUAUAGUAUAUGACCAAGGACAACAAGGAGCCUAUCCACCCAAGGUAUGUAACAAGGCAUUCUUCCAUGCAUGUUGGUUUUCACACAUUAAAGGCUGGAUACCCUGGUUAUAUAAGAAACUGGAGCAGAUCUUACAUUAAGUGACCCAUUGUUAGAAUUUGUUAUGGAGGCACUUAUGCCACAGGAACUGAUGCUGAGCCGAGCAUGAUAGUAAAUUAACAAGGCGAAUUUAGGGGCAAAGCCAGAAUCAGGUAGAGAUCAGCUCAGGAGGAAAAGGUUCUUGAACAGUUAAACAGGCAAAGGGUCAGGAAUCAGAUCAGGAGCAAUCAACUAGCAAAACAGUUCACAGUAGAGUAGUCACAAGAACAUCUGAAUGUUGUUACAAGACUAGGGUGGUCUAAAAUAGGGGAGGCGAGAUAUGUUUCCUCCGCUCUUGUGUCCUAUCUGGUAUUUGCAUUCCUAUAGCACUGUUUAUGGACACAGUCAACAAUUAUUACUAUUACAAUGGGUGGACUAACAGACAAGUAUUUAUAACAAUUGGAAUUGAACUCACAGGAACAGAGGGUGUUGAGGGCCCUGCUCAAAUUAGUUUACAUUCUAGAGGGAGUGGGGGGUAAAGUGACAAAGGAGGUAAGGGUAAGGUGUAUUUAUGUACGGGACCAUGGCAUGGCCUCCUCAAAAGAUGCUGCUAAAGCCACACGGCACAGAGGAUGAUACCAAACACCUUAUUGUCAGCAAGGAGAGAGACAAUGCAGUGGAUCCAACCAUGCGAGUGUCGUUAGAAGGACAGCUUGGCCCUGACACCCAUAUAAAGCAGAGACAAUGAAGGACUUUAGCUUGGUUUAUAACCGCCUUUGUUUGCCAAGUUGUGGACCCCAAGUUUAAGUUGAAAUGUAAAGGAUACAGCACUCACUAGAGAGCCAAGGUGUACCGGAUCUGAGGAUGUCCAAGCCACACUUCUAGAUAUAUGAAAUACUUUAUUGGUCCAGGCACUCAAGGUAAUAGCGAAAAUAGCAAAUUUAUUGGAGCAAAAACAGCAACGUUUCGACCCAGCAGGUCUUUAUUAAGCUGAUAUAAAGACUCGCUGGUCGAAAUCUUGCUGUUUUUGCUUCAAUAAAGCUGCUGUUUUGGCUAUUACCUUUAGUGCCUGGACCACUAUUUUAUUUCAUAUAUUAUUAUGAAAGGGCAUCUCUAUUCCUUCCAUAUCUAGGGAUUAUACCUGCAUGUAAAAAUAUAAAUAAUUAGGUUUCCCUUAAUGGAAGGCUACUUCAAAACCAUUAGGGAGGCUGUGAAUAGACUAAUAGCAGCUACAGCAUGGCUGCCAUCAGCUUACCGAGCAUUUCAAACUAUCUACUGUUGAGUGGAACUAUGAAGCUGAAGCAGGGGACUGAACUACAUGUCCCAUAGAAUAAAACUUUAUCUGAUAACAAAAAACAGACCAGAAAAGGUGGUUCUUUAUUGGUAGAGCCUUCUUGGUUUGGGUGAACUCUGAAUUCCGAGUCUGCUUUCAGUAUGAAAGCAUGUUCUGCUUUAUUAUUUUUUUGCAUAAUUGAAUGCAUUUUCUAUAUAAUGUAAUACAUGUACUACUUCAAACCCUAGAAUGUCUCUUUUAAAUCACAAGGUUGUAGAAUAACCUAGUACUUAGACUGAGUCAAUAACUCUUUCUCAAAAAUAUACACAUACUGUCAUUGUGUUUACUGUUACUUAUAAACCUUCCCUAAAGAAGUAUGAACCACUUGACCUACACAACUGUCCAAAGUAGGAGAAGCCAUGAAUUAACUUAAGAGUCACACUCACUACAGUUAGUUUUUAGUUCAGUAAUAAAAAAUAUGAAAUUAGUUGUGGAGAGUAUUUGGGGGCGGUCAAUAAGGAAAGAUGCUAAAUUGAUAACCCUCAUUAAUAAAUUAAAAACUUUAAAUAUUCAUAAGGUCAUCCAGACAAAAACAAGGUUUAUUUACUAAACAGUGAGUGGUGGUGAAUUAACAAUGAAGAUAUAAAAUAGAGACCAAAAUAAGAAAGAGAAUAAGUUAGGAUAUAAUUGUGAUUGAUCUGCCAGUUUUGUUGUCUUUACAUACAUUUUAGUUGGUUGUUGAGUGAAUAGACCAUUCGAGGUAUAGGUUUUAGGAUUAAUAGAAAAGGAAAUCACUAGAAGAAAUAUAAUGUGUAAACAUUUACUAUGAUUUUCUUGAUUUCUGUUUAAUAUAAGGAUGAAAAGUAUCUUUAGUUUUGUAUGUAUUUUAUUAAGUAUUUUAUAUACUCAGUGAUCAGACACAAAUCUUUCUGAGGGCGUUCAAAAAUAUUGAUAUAUUAAUGUACAUCCGUUUUACUCCCCAUUUACAAUAAACCAAUCUUAAAUUGUAUUUCUUUAUUGAAACAUUAAUGAAACAAGAUAUUUUUUCACAGUCUUUCACAGUGAGUUGGGCGAUUUAAUAAUAAUAACAUAGAAUUUAACCAGGAAAGGUACAUUCGGAUUACUCUGGUUUCCAGUACGUCCUGGGGAUGUUACUUUUGCCCAACUUCCAGGGGACAACAGAGCUGUGAAAAUUUGGCCAAAAUACAUGCCAGAAUGUUUGGGGUGUGUUGCAAGGAACAUCGCUGUUCUGAAUUUUACUUAAUUUCCUAAUAAUAAUUUAUGCAACUAAAAAGUAAUUUAGAACAAGACUAAUGUAUCUUAUUUACACAGACUGAUUUAUAAACACAUUUAUUGUAGUCAAAAUACACAUUACUGGAAGUAUUAUUGCUUUGGAGCUCUGUUAUACACUCAGACAUAGUAACAAUAUGGGGCUUCUAGAACAGAGGGUCAUUAGAAUAGAAAAGAGGGACAGAAGGAUUUGGGUCCAAAAUAGGGACUGUGCCUACUAAAUAGGGAUACUUGGGAGGUAUCAAAAUAACUAAACUGGCAAAACUCUCCUUCUCAUCUCUUUUUCCAGAUAGCCUUUGAUGACUUACUGUUCUCUGUCCUGCUGAAGAGAUACAGUUUCCUGCCGGUCACUAAGCAGUUAAGAGAAAACAACAUUCAAUGCAGCUGGGGUGCUUCGGCAACCCUGGUAGUGUUCCGAGGAGAUACUGUGCUAACCAUCAGGAGCAGAAGACCAUAUGAAAUUCCUGACUCCCCUGCAGCUCCCACAUACAUGGCCCAUGGCACUGGGUGA
Molecule: messenger RNA, 3228 nt
Organism: Pelobates cultripes (western spadefoot toad)
Lineage: Eukaryota; Metazoa; Chordata; Amphibia; Anura; Pelobatidae
Source: the annotation of a GenBank genome assembly